AUGAGUGAUGUUCAUGGAGUAAAACGUGUUAGAACGACCGAAGAUGUCAUCAAAGCUCGCCGUGAACGAGAAGCCGGCAAGAUUACUGAAUACAAUGCACUUGUACGUCAAUGCCACGAAAAGCUUGAAGCAAAAGAGUUUAGUCCCGAGGCUUUAACGGUUACAACACAAAUUCUCUACACAAAUCCUGAUUAUUAUACCAUUUGGAACAUACGUCGUCUAAUUCUUAUCAAUGGAAUUCUCGAUUCAACCAAGAAUCCCACUCAGACUAUAUUAGAAAAAAAUAGAACUAUUUAUAUGAACGAGCUCGGAUUGUUUAUGCAACUCAUCCGCAUCAAUCCUAAGUCAUAUUGGUUAUGGAAUCAUCGGCGAUGGUGCCUUGAAACAAUGCCUAAACCAGAUUGGAAUGGCGAGCUCAAACUUGUUGUCAAGAUGUUGACCAUGGACGCUAGAAACUUUCAUGGAUGGGAUUAUCGCCGUUAUGUUGUGAGACAACUGCGUGCAUUGGCUCAGGCCAAGCAAGAUUAUGAAGAGGAAAAGCAGAUUGUUAGGCAAGAGUAUGAGUUUACAACCCAGAAAAUCAACCAGAGUUUCAGUAACUACUCUGCCUGGCAUCAACGCUCAAAGCUACUUCCUGAGAUUGUGGCUGAGAUGAGUCCAGAGGAGAAGAAUACGGUAGCAAGAAAUGGUGCUCGUUUUCCUUUUGUUGAUAUACUGACAUACUAUAUAGAGCUUGAACUUGUCAAGGCAGCUUUCUACACUGAUCCGGAUGAUCAAUCUGCAUGGUUGUAUUAUUGGUGGUUGGUUGGGAGAGCAUUGGAAAUGGUGUCUUUCUUGGGAGUAUUCCGUCUCAAAGGGUCCCCUUUACUUGUUGCCGGAUUCAAUGAUCCAAUUACUCUCCUCAAAGAACCAGCCGUACUUACCAAGGACAAUAAGAAAGUUUCGGGAUCAUGGCUUCCCCUAGGAAAAUCAUUACAGUCAUCCGGGUCUAUUUGGAUUUUUUCACCACUUCCAAAUUCAGGAGAGCCUGAAAAGGUUUCUUUGGAAACAGAUAGUGUAUUACCCAGUAGCAGUGAGAAAUCUGUCCCACCUGGUGCUUGGUCCAGAAAAGUAGAAACGGUUAUAGGCUGUCCUGAAACUUUGUCUCGCGUUUCAACUUUUCAAGCCAAAUUUGGCUCCACCGAAAAGGCUUGGAAGCCAGCUACCACUAAACAUUACAAAGAUUCCUCUGCUAAUAAUCAAGCUAACUGGUACACCCUGGAUCGUGUUGAAAUUCUCAAAGAAGAAAUUGAAGCUGUUCGUGAACUUAUUGACCUUGAGCCUGAGAGCAAAUGGGCACUUCAAACGCUAGCUCAUUUCUUACAGCAACUAAAGUUGCGCUCAGGAUCAACUUGCGCUGAUGCAUUAGAUGAUGAAUCAGUGGAUAUUUUUAAUAAGCUUUCAGAAUUAGAUACUUACCGGAGGUGCCGUUAUGAAGAAAGUCGCAACCGUAUUCUAUUUAACCGUGCGACAAAUUCCCUUUUACAUACCAGCAGCAACAAUGAGGCUUUGUUGAAAAAUGAGCGAAUUGAUACACUUGACUUGAGACACAUUUCACUUGAUACAAUUCCUAGUCUUGCUCCCCUGCUCCUUGUCAGAAAUGUUCUGACUGAAUCCAUCAGUGCUUUAGACCAGCUUCCAUUCUUUGAGAGAGUAUAA
Phycomyces blakesleeanus NRRL 1555(-) is the source of this 1698-nucleotide messenger RNA. RefSeq lists its product as hypothetical. Gene Ontology annotation, biological process: protein geranylgeranylation. Bases 1 to 1698 code for a protein of 565 amino acids. Lineage: Eukaryota; Fungi; Mucoromycota; Mucoromycetes; Mucorales; Phycomycetaceae. The transcript is spliced from 10 exons. The record is from RefSeq and is a predicted model, not a curated record. Gene Ontology annotation, cellular component: cytoplasm; Rab-protein geranylgeranyltransferase complex. Gene Ontology annotation, molecular function: Rab geranylgeranyltransferase activity.